ACCUUCAGCAGAUAAUAAAGUUUAGCUAAUUAAACAUGGUCUUAUCCUUCACCCAUCCCAUUAUUAUGGGAGUACUGUGGGCUACCAUCCUCGUUUCCAUUGCCACAAGUAUGUCAACAGCAGAGCAGUCGCCAUUGGAGUUUGAAGCCAAAGCCGUGUUAGAGAGUGGAUGGUGGAGUGGGUAUCACAACAUUUCACAACGUUGCGAGUGGCACGGUAUCUCAUGCAACCCUGCUGGAAGCAUCACCAAAAUUGAUCUUAGUGAUCGUCGGCUUGGUGGAAAAAUCCCGCCUGGAAUAGGUUAUCUAUCGGCAUUGGAGUACCUUGGCUUGUCCAAUUGUGAUUUAUCUGGUGAGUUACCUCCUCCUCUUUGUAAUUUAGAAGCCUUAUUUGCAUUAUUCCUCUCCCAAAACAGAUUGAUUGGUUCCAUCCCAUCUUGUGUUGGUAAUUUGUACAACUUGACUUUCUUAGAUCUUCAUUCAAAUCAAUUACAAGGUUCAAUUCCAUCAGAUAUUGGGAAUUUAGAAGCACUAGAAUCAUUAGACCUCUCCCAGAACAGAUUGAAUGGUUCCAUCCCCUCUCAGAUUGCCAUGCUUUAUAGGUUGUCAUAUUUAAACCUCACCUUCAACCAACUCUCCGGUUAUGUCCCUAAUUUGUAUGCUACUAAGCUUCUUAUUGUCGAUAAUAGUAAUGACUGUUACACGAUUUAUCCUGAUCCUUUUCAAGGAAACAAGGGCUUAUCGCCUUGUAUGAAUUCUUCGGUAACCAACAAUGCCAAAAACAAUAAAAGUCCUCCCUAUAUCGAAAUAUGCCUCCCUAUUGCCAUCUUUUCUACUUUCUCCAUUCUUGGUUGUUUGUUCUUUUCACGGUUUAAGGCCAAUAAUAAACCUGUUGGAGGACGACCGACAAAGAACGGGGACAUAUGUUCCAUAUGGAACUACGAUGGAAAGAUAGCAUACGAGGAUAUCAUCGCAGCAACAGAGGAUUUCGACUUUCGUUACUGUAUUGGAGUCGGUGGUUAUGGAAGCGUUUACAGAGCCCAACUCCCUUGUGGAAAAGUUGUUGCCUUGAAGAAACUUCAUCGUUUAGAAGCUGAAAAUCCUGCUUUCGACAAGAGUUUCAGGAACGAGAUCAAGUUUCUAACAGAGAUACGACAUCGAAAUAUUGUGAAGCUUCAUGGAUUUUGUCUGCACCGACGCUCCAUGUUCUUGAUCUACGAAUACAUGGAGAAAGGGAGCUUAUUUUACAACCUAAGAGAUGAAGUGGAAGCAGUGGAAAUGGAUUGGACGAAAAGAAUUGAGAUCAUCAAAGGCAUGGCGCAUGCUUUGUGUUACUUGCACCAUGAUUGCACCCCUCCUAUAGUUCAUCGAGACAUAUCAAGCAACAAUGUUCUGUUGAACUCGAGCUUUCAAGUCUUUGUGGCCGACUUUGGAACUGCUAGAAUGUUGGAUCUUGAUUCAUCUAAUCACACCAUUCUAGUUGGAACCCGUGGCUAUAUAGCUCCAGAACUUGCCUAUACAAUGAAUGUCAACGAAAAAUGUGAUGUGUAUAGUUUUGGAGUAGUGACACUGGAAACAUUGAUGGGAAAGCAUCCAGAAGAAGUGUUGUCGCAGUUGUCAUCACCAUCUUCUUUGGUGAGUAUGAAGUUAAUUGAUGUGUUAGACAAUCGUUUACCAGUUCUGACAAGCCAGCUUGUUGCACAAAAUCUUGUUCAAGUUGCUACGUUGGCGUUUGCUUGCUUAAAUCAACAACCGAAGCUACGGCCAACAAUGAAAGAAGUGUGCAAAGAGUUCCUUUGUCGCCAAACAUCCUUGAAAGUUCCCCUUCGGAUGAUUUCUUUGUUUCAACUCAUGAAUAAUGAAAUGCAUAUAAGAGAAAGUUCUGAAACUUGUCGUGUAUAAAAUCUUCAAGGGAUGUUUCAAUAAAGAGUCGCU
Hibiscus syriacus is the source of this 1934-nucleotide messenger RNA. RefSeq names its product probable leucine-rich repeat receptor-like protein kinase At1g35710. NCBI's taxonomy places the organism in Eukaryota, Viridiplantae, Streptophyta, Magnoliopsida, Malvales, Malvaceae. The record is from RefSeq and is a predicted model, not a curated record. Gene Ontology annotation, biological process: protein phosphorylation. Gene Ontology annotation, molecular function: ATP binding; protein kinase activity; protein binding. Bases 36 to 1901 code for a protein of 621 amino acids. The transcript is spliced from 2 exons.